Amphiprion ocellaris (clown anemonefish) is the source of this 953-nucleotide messenger RNA. It is a transcript of the gene gh1, whose product is annotated as growth hormone 1. Gene Ontology annotation, biological process: animal organ development; positive regulation of growth; positive regulation of tyrosine phosphorylation of STAT protein. Gene Ontology annotation, molecular function: growth hormone receptor binding; growth hormone activity. Gene Ontology annotation, cellular component: extracellular region. Bases 78 to 692 code for a protein of 204 amino acids. The record is from RefSeq and is a predicted model, not a curated record. The transcript is spliced from 6 exons. NCBI's taxonomy places the organism in Eukaryota, Metazoa, Chordata, Actinopteri, Pomacentridae.
CGCUGAACAGCUGAGCUCAGAGCCGAUCACUCUGAACUAGAACUAGAACCAGGACCUGAACUAAUCUGGGACCAGCCAUGGACAGAGUCGUCCUCCUACUGUCAGUUGUGUGUCUGGGCGUCUCCUCUCAGCCAAUCACAGACAGCCAGCGUCUGUUCUCCAUCGCUGUCAGCAGAGUCCAACACCUCCACCUGCUGGCUCAGAGACUCUUCUCUGAAUUUGAGAGUUCUUUGCAGACGGAGGAACAACGUCAGCUCAACAAAAUCUUCCUGCAGGAUUUCUGCAACUCCGACUACAUCAUCAGUCCGAUCGACAAACACGAGACUCAGCGAAGCUCCGUUCUGAAGCUGCUGUCUAUCUCCUAUCGUUUGGUCGAGUCCUGGGAGUUUCCCAGUCGUUCUUUGUCUGCAGGUUCUGCUCCGAGGAACCAGAUUUCACCGAAGCUGUCUGAACUGAAGACAGGGAUCCUGUUGCUGAUCAGGGCCAAUCAGGACGCAGCAGAGGUGUUCCCUGACAGCUCUGCCCUCCAGUUGGCUCCUUACGGAAACUAUUAUCAGAGUCUGGGUGCCGACGAGUCGCUGCGACGAACCUACGAACUGCUGGCCUGUUUGAAGAAGGACAUGCACAAGGUGGAGACAUACUUGACGGUGGCUAAAUGUCGACUGUCGCCUGAAGCAAACUGCACUCUGUAGCCCCGCCUCUCCUCAGCGAAGCCCCGCCCUUGUCAAUGAUGUAAUUAUGUGUGCUGUGAAACCCUGCCUCCACAUUUGCAGACUCUACUAACCAGCAUUAGCAGUAGCAUUAGCAUAGCCCUGCUCAUUUGUUUGUUCUAACAAGUCGAGUGAUGAUGGUGUCAUCUGAGAUGUUAUGAUGUCACUGUUAUGACAACUGUGAACAGGAAACAAUGUCAUACUGUCAGCGAGUAAAAUAAAGCGUGUUUUGUGUUGCAUCAA